Messenger RNA from Aspergillus sclerotioniger CBS 115572, 2393 nucleotides. Its product is annotated as RNA polymerase-associated protein. The record is from RefSeq and is a predicted model, not a curated record. Bases 342 to 2171 code for a protein of 609 amino acids. NCBI's taxonomy places the organism in Eukaryota, Fungi, Ascomycota, Eurotiomycetes, Eurotiales, Aspergillaceae. Gene Ontology annotation, cellular component: Cdc73/Paf1 complex. The transcript is spliced from 4 exons. Gene Ontology annotation, molecular function: DNA binding; RNA polymerase II C-terminal domain phosphoserine binding.
CUUCACUCACCACUUUCGCCUUAACACACCACCCAGACAACAUCUUUCACCCUUUCGCCUCCACUGUCCUCCGCUCAAUAGCGCGACACUAUAUACGACAAUUUCUGCCAGUGUAUUGCACUUUUUGUAUGCAGCAAGCUUGUCCGAUUCGCUACCCUCUGGCCACCUAACACCUUUUUUCACUCGGCGCGACUGCGGCCCAGGUGGCACCUGUUCCUGUUGAUUGGAAGUCACCUAUCCUUCUGUUAGCAGUUUCCUUCUUGAGCAGCUUAGCGCCGCUUCCCUUACCGCUCGUGUUAUUCAGUACCUGAUAUCCAAGGCAACCUCAGCCAUUAUUCACUAUGGCUGACGACCUCGACGCCGAGCUCCUCGCUCUUGCGGGAGAUUCCUCUGACGAGGAGGCAUCCCCCGCCUCUAAGGAGAGAGUCACAUCUCCCACUCGUUCAUCCUCCCCCCAGUCUCCAAACACAUCAACAACCAUGGGUCGCAAAGGUACUGCUAGGCCCGUCAAACGAGGCCGGAAGUCGCGAAGAAACGAUGAGGAGGAUGGAGAAAUAUCAGCUGCUGAGUCGCUCGACUCUGCUAGCAUGUCUGAAUCAGACUCUGGAUCAGAUUCGGAAGGCUCUGCCCCAGAAGCUGAAGACGAAGGCCCUAUAUUCCCUUACGAGAAACUCUACUAUUCGGUUAAGGACAAAGAGGAGAUUAUGGCGAUGCCCGAGAUCCAACGGGAACAGAUCCUCUCUGAGCGUGCGCAACAGGUCGAUCGCCACAACCAGGACCUCGCACUUCGUCGCCUUUUAGCCUCCCGUGAACGCGAAGAAGCUCGCAAGGCGAAGAAGAACAAACGCAAGGCCAGUGUGGCAAACCUGGAUGAGGGCAACCGCAAGAGUUCGCGACAGAAGAUGACGCUUGGUGGCCGGAAAGUCGGAGAAACUUCAGAUGCCAUCGAGGCCUACAAGCGCCAACGAGAGCAGAAGGGCAAACGCGAUGAGCUCCGCCGCCGUGAACCAGUCAAGGAUCAGAAGGCACGUUCUCGAGAUGACAGGAUCUCCGACGAAGAUGCAGAGGGCGAGAGUGAAGUCGAGUGGGAUGAUCGGGAACGCUCCCCAUCGCUGCCUAAAGACGAUCCACCUGUCGAACUUAGGGACAUUCAGCGUGCUCGUGUGGGACGAACUAAUUUCGCCCAAGUCUGCUUCUACCCAGGAUUCGAUGACGCGAUCUCCGGAUGCUAUGCCCGUGUCAAUAUAGGCCCGAACCGUGAAACCGGCCAAAAUGAAUACCGCCUUUGCUUGAUUAAGAGAUUCACUGAGGGGAAGCCUUAUGCUAUGGAAGGGCAAAACGGCAGGUCGUUUGUAACGAACCAGUAUGCUGUCCUGGCACAUGGAAAGGCUGAGCGCGAGUUUCCCUUCGUCGCUUGCUCCGACUCCCCGUUCACAGAGGCAGAAUUCAAUCGGUAUCGUCAAACCAUGGCCGUCGAAGACUGCAAGAUGGCCACGAGGUCGGCGGCGGCCAACAAGGUAACGGAUAUUAACCGCUUACUCAAUCACAAGUUCACAAAUGAGGAAUUGAAUGAGAAGUUACGCAAGCAAGGCUCGUUGGAUACCAAGUCUAAGUUCUUCAGACGCGUGGAAACGGAAAAGCAACUGAAGCUUGCUAGAGCAGCUGGUGAUGAUGCGGAAGCUGAGAGAUUGGAGGGUGAACUAGCUAGCAUGUCGACACCGAAAGUUGCCCUUAACACUGGUGUCUCCAAGCCACGUGCGGACAAGCCGUCUGAGCAUGAACGUCUUGCUGAACUGAACCUGCGCAACCAGAAGCUCAACUACGAGAACGUGCGUCGUGCGCAACUGGAAGAGCGCAAGGCAAGUCGUAAAGCAGCAGCAGCAGUUGCUCGUGGAGAAGCCACCCUCAAUCCGUUUAUGCGCGUCAGAACCCAAGCGAGGACUCAUUACGACGUCAAUGGAAACGGUUCGACACCGAAGCCGGACAGUAACGCUAGUCAGGAUAACACUGCUUCUGAGACACCAUCUAAAGCAAGUACCCCUGCCCGCAGCGCCACCCCCGCGAGCACUCAAAAGAGAACCAGCAAAGGUGGCGUUGCGUCCAUCAGGCACCGGAACAUGGAUGAUGAGAACAUUGCGGCCUUGGAUCUGGAGCUCGAUAUCGAGAUUUGAUCAUAGGGAAGUACGAUUCUGGACACAGUUCCAAUAGCAUCAUACACACAGCAUAUGCGUUCUAGCCGACGGCUUCUGAUGGAAACGGCACGAUUUUGUUCUUCGGGAAGCAUUUGAGACAGCGUCGGUUUGUAUUUCAUAUGGGGCGGUGUUAAUUGGCGUAACGAGACACAUCCUGGGGCGCUGCAUCAUAAAGAAUAAAGCAGUUUUAUUCUCUUCCAG